AUGCCAAUCAACACUUCCUCCUCUGACGAUGGCGUGACCGGCGCUGCUAAAUUCGUUACGUCUGCCGUUGGCAAUACCGUAGGCGGCCUCACGCGCACGAUCGGCGGGGUCACGGGUGCGGCUGGCCGCGGGAUCGGCGACACCAUCACAGGUGCGACGGGGAGUACGGGACGGCCAUUGGGUGAUGGAUUGUCGGAUGCGGCGACGGGCGUGGAAAAUGGGACGAGGAAAGUUGCGCAGGGGGUCGAGGAUGCAGGCCAGUGGAAGAACGGGGCGAAAAGGUUCUGA
This is a messenger RNA of Rhinocladiella mackenziei CBS 650.93, 288 nucleotides long. RefSeq lists its product as uncharacterized. The record is from RefSeq and is a predicted model, not a curated record. NCBI's taxonomy places the organism in Eukaryota, Fungi, Ascomycota, Eurotiomycetes, Chaetothyriales, Herpotrichiellaceae. The transcript has 2 exons. Bases 1 to 288 code for a protein of 95 amino acids.